Molecule: messenger RNA, 1848 nt
Organism: Hyaloscypha bicolor E
Lineage: Eukaryota; Fungi; Ascomycota; Leotiomycetes; Helotiales; Hyaloscyphaceae
Product: alpha/beta-hydrolase
Exons: 4
Coding region: 1-1848 (615 amino acids)
Biological process (GO): proteolysis
Cellular component (GO): fungal-type vacuole
Molecular function (GO): serine-type carboxypeptidase activity
Source: RefSeq, a predicted model, not a curated record
AUGAAGGUCUUCUUCGGGUUCCUUCUGGCCUUGGCCGCCACAGCACUGGGUGGUUUCCCUCCGAAGCCACAAGGUGUGACUAUAGUCAACUCUAAGAGAACUCCUGGUGUAUCGAUCACUUACAAAGAGACACACUUCUGCGAGACUACAGCCGGAGUCAAAUCACACAGCGGCUAUGUUCACCUCCCAGCCUCUGUCCUCCAACAAUCAUACAACAACUCCAUGUUUUUCUGGUACUUCGAAGCUCGCAAGAAUCCCCAAAACGCUCCCCUGAUAAUCUACCUCGCUGGUGGUGUUGGCGAGAGCUCAAUGUUCGGUGCCACGAUGAUGGGCGGACCUUGCUACAUCAACGACGAUGCCAACAGCACCACUCUCAAUCCCUGGUCCUUUAACAACGAGGCCAAUGUGCUUUACAUUGACCAGCCAGUACAGACCGGCUUUUCUUAUGAUGUACUCGUCAAUGGGACCCUCGAUCAAAUGCAACAACCGGGUGGAUACUCUGUAGCUGACUUCUCGUCUGGUGUUCCUGAGACUAAUGCUACGUUCUUGGUUGGAACUUUUCCCAGCCAGAUGGAGAGCCAAACUGCAAACAGUUCGGUUGAUGCAUCUCAUGUGUUGUAUCACUUUACCCAGGCUUUUGUUAAUGAUUUCCCGAAGUACAAAACCAAAAACAAGAAGAUCAAUCUUUGGGCCAAUUCGUGGGGUGGCUUCUACGGUCCUUCAACACUUGCUUAUUUCGAGAUACAAAAUGAGCUCCUCAAAAGCAUUUCCAGCAACCCCCAAAAGUACUCAAUCCUCGACGUUGAUACCCUCGGUCUCUUGAACGGCUGUGUUGACACCCUCAUCGAGCAACCAUUCUACCCUCUCUACCUGCUGAACAACACGUACCUCCCCCUCAUCACGGAGCAGAACUACACCGACCGUAUAGACGCAUUCGCAACUCCGGGCGAGGGCUGCAAAGACCUCAUCAAUAUGUGUCGAGGAAACGCCGCCCUCCUGGACCCUCAGUUCCUCGGCACGAACCAAAUCGUCAACGACAUCUGUAAUAUCACCUUUCUCACCUGCUUUGCGGACGUGCAAGGAGGCAGCGACAUCCCGAACGCCACCGACCCCAACGCACUCCAUCGCAGCGCCUUCGACAUCUCGCACUUCCAGCCUGAAGCCUAUCCCUACACCCACAUCUCUACGUUCUUCAAUCGCGAAUGGGUCCAAUCUUCUCUCGGCGUUCCACUGAAUUUCUCUGCCUUCUCGAAUGCGGUGUGGAGCUACCCCUAUGGAGCCUUUGCGAAGACUGCUGACGGUAUCCGUGGCAACAAGUCGAACAUCGAAUACCUGCUUUUGCGGGGCAAGAAAGUCGUGCUUGUAUACGGCGACCGUGAUUACCGCUGCAACUGGCUCGGUGCGGAAGCUAUCUCCAAGUCCGUCUCCUUCCCUGGGCAAGAAAGGUUCAAGCAAAGUGGAUAUGCAGAGGUGGUUGUCAACAGCAUUUACAUCGGUGGUGUCACACGACAAGCUGAGAACCUUGCUUUCGUUCGGGUCUUUGAUGCUGGGCAUUACCCACAUGCUUCUCAGCCUGAGACGGUGUACAGGAUUCUGGAACGCAGCUUGAAGAACGUGGAUGUUGCGACGGGCAAUGAGAAAGCUGGUAAGGGCUGUGGAUAUCAGACGAAGGGUCCGGGCGACGCUUGGGGUUGGAGAAAUGUCCUGCCGAAGAGUCCCGAGCCUAUCUGCUCGACGUGGUAUGCUGAUAUCACUUGUAGUGAUGAGCAGUAUGCUGCGUUGGAGGAUGGCAGCGCGGUUGUGGAGCAUGAUUUGGUGGUUAGCCCUGCUGGAGCUGUUUUCAAUUGA